AUGGAAGACGGCACGAAAUCUCUUUUGGAGUACGGUAUCCCCAAUACGACAACCGAACUCCUCUCAAGCAUUGUCAGACCGCCUGUCACUGCUCAGCACUUUGAAUUGAAACCACACUUCAUUCAAUUCAUCUCCAAUGAUUCAUUUGCAGGCACACCGCAUGAUUUCCCUGUAAGUCAUAUUGAUAGCUUUCUGGAGAAAUGUGAUACGAUGAAAAUGAAUGGUGUUACAGAUGAUGCUAUCAGACUUUGUUUGUUCCCUUUUUCACUACGGGAUAAAGCGAAGGAAUGGUUACGAGACGAAGGUAUAGGUUCCUUUAAUACAUGGGAUAAGCUUGCCAAAGCUUUCUUAGUAAGAUUUUUAGGGCAAGAAAAGAGUGCAAGGUUAAGGAAUGAGCUAGCUAUCUUUCGUCAAUCUGAUGAUGAGUCUUUAUAUGAGGCAUGGAGAAGAUUCAAGUGCUUACCGAGACAAUGCCCUCAUCACGGUAUCCCAGAGUGGAUGUUGAUCCAAACAUUCUACAAUGGUCUGACCCAUGAGUUCCGCAUAUACAUUGAUGUUGCAUCCGGGGGUUCUCUCAUGACUAAGAACCCAACUGAAGCCAAGGAGCUAAUUAAGAAGAUGACAACCAAUGAUAAUUAUCAUCCAGGAGGUCGACAUAGUGUGAAUAAGGGAGGUAAAUUAGAUGUUGAUGCUCUAACUCUUUUGACUAGCUCUGUGCAGGCAUUGACAAAUAAGUUUGACAGACUCCAAGCCGGAACAUCUACUAGCUCACCGGAGACUUGUCAGAUGUGUAAUGUGCAGGGUCACAUUGCACCUAAUUGCCCCAAAAAUUCAAGUGAGAUGUCAAUUGAGGAGGCCAAUGCAUUCUACACCUCUAAUCCUAAAAGGCCGUAUGAUCCUCAUUCAAACACAUACAAUGAAGGGUGGAGAAAUCAUCCGGACUUCUCUUAUAUGAACACUCAAGCUCAAUUGAAUUCUCCGUCACCACCACCUAUUUUUCAAGCAAGGGCAUCUUUUAAUCACCAACCCAUGAAUCAACAACUACCACCGCAAACUUCAAAAUACAAUCUUGAUUCCAUUAUGGAGACUUUCACUACUUCCCAACUUCGACAACAAGAGCUUAUGACAAAGCAAUUUGAGCUACAAGAAAAGCAAAAUGAACACUUUGAAAGCUCGAUUCAAAUGUUUAUUGAUCAAAAUAAGAGGAUAGAAACUCACCUUUCUCAACUUUCACAACAAGUGAGUCAUUUAUCAACUCUUCAUGAUCAAGCAAAAGUCCAAAAGGAACAAUGCAAUGCAAUUUUCUUGAGAAGAGAUGAAUUAUUUUCGAGGAAAAUAGAUGAGAAACUGUGCAGUGUGGAGUUAAAAAAAGAUGAAAAGUGUGAGGAUGUAAAAAGUCCCAAAUAUGUUGCUCCACCGGCCUAUGAGGAACCGAUGCCCUUCCCGCAAAGGUUGUCAAAAGCCGUGCUCGAUAAACAUUUUGGAAAAUAUUGCGAGACUCUUAAAAAGUGGCUGUUGUUAGUUGCUGCAAAGGGUGGAGAUGGUAUGGUUUUGAGGGGAUGUUUCUGUGAGUUGCUGUAG
Chenopodium quinoa (quinoa) is the source of this 1581-nucleotide messenger RNA. RefSeq lists its product as uncharacterized. Bases 1 to 1581 code for a protein of 526 amino acids. NCBI's taxonomy places the organism in Eukaryota, Viridiplantae, Streptophyta, Magnoliopsida, Caryophyllales, Amaranthaceae. The record is from RefSeq and is a predicted model, not a curated record. The transcript has 2 exons.